UCUCUCUCUCUCUCUCUCUUUUUCUUUCUUUCUUUCUUUUUCACGUUCCUCUUCCUAUCUUCUCCUGAAUUAAUUGUUGUUGAAUCCUGGAGGUCCUUCAAAUCAUAUUUAGAGUUCUAAAGUGUAAAAAUAUUGUCCCAUUGAAUUGAGGAGAAAAACUCUACCAAAAAUAAAGCUGGAGCUCCGCACUCGUCGUCGUCGUGUUUUUAUCACCUGGCCGGGUGGGAAACCUCAGGCAUGAACCCAACUUAAUUGCUCGCGCUCGCACUUCUUCUCCCUCCCUCUUCUUCUCUCCUUCCAUGACACAUUAAAUUUAUCCCCUUAACAGUACCAACCUUUAUCUCCCGGGCUGGAAGAUCUCUGCCUUUCCUUAGUGGAUUAAAAUCCCCGUAAUCCAUCCUCGAGACCUGUCAUUCAAUCUCCCCGAUCGGCCGGUCGCCGCGAUCGCUCAACAUUUACUCCCUCUGUCGUCAUUUCAUAUAAAUAUAUAUAUUACUAGCACUACUACGACUUUCCCCCCUCACGAUGGAUUUCCAUCUAGUACCGCGCGGCGAAGAUCGAAACUACACGGGCUUUCUAACAAAAACUAUUGUCUACAUAUCGUCGUUGAUUGUCUUUCUAGCUUCAUUCGGGUUAACCGUAUCAUCCAUUGUCAUCCCAAAAUGGAUCAGCUAUUCCAAUGAUCAGAUCUGGUAUUCAUACGGCCUCCAUCGGCGCUGUUCGUCAGUCACCGAUGCCUGCGUUAGUUUCCCCCAGCAGGACGAUUGCAGUGGUCGGGGCCGCUAUUUCUGUUCCAUGUGGCGCUCCGUGGGCUUUCUUAUGUCCUUUGCCGUCGUUCUGGAGGGCAUGAGUAUCGUCGCAUACUUGAUCAUAUUAUCCGGUGGGAAGCGAUUGCGGGAAUCCGGGUGGAAGGUUCUCAGUUUGUUGAUCGUGUUAUCGGUCGUGGUUCAGACGGCGAGCAUGUCGAUUGUGGCCUAUUUGUACGACCAUGACCCGCGGUUUUUCCCCGGCUGGAAACUGGAUGAGUCCUGGAUUUAUUGUACCAUUAGCUGGUGUGUUAGCUUGCUCUGUGCGGCCGCCCUUAUUAUUGCCGGUCGCGUACUACCGUCAGAAGGUGGCUAUGAGUUGAUCCCCGACCAUUCCUAAUUCUAUUCCUCUUGGAGACAUGUCAACGGGGGUACGAUUCGAUAUACGUUUACGGCGGUGCAUUUGUGAUUUGCGGUUCUGCGUUUUUAUGCUGCUUUCCUUCUUUUUCCUGCGUCGGCAUUCUGUUCAACUUGGUGGUUUUCGUUCUUUUUGCAUGUACAUACAGACUAGAUGUCGACGAGUAAUGUUUAUGACCCGUGAGUUUCCGUCCAUUGAA
Aspergillus pseudotamarii is the source of this 1363-nucleotide messenger RNA. RefSeq lists its product as uncharacterized. The coding region runs from base 526 to 1146 and encodes 206 amino acids. Lineage: Eukaryota; Fungi; Ascomycota; Eurotiomycetes; Eurotiales; Aspergillaceae. The record is from RefSeq and is a predicted model, not a curated record. The transcript has 4 exons.